GAAAUAUGACACACAACAAUUCAAACCCUCAAGCAAACAAACACAGAACAUAAUUAUCACGUGACUCUAGAGUUUUCGAACCUACCAAGUGGGGAUGGGUAGUGCGCUUUUUCCAGUCUCUCUGGGUGUCAGUCCCGGCCAUUGAUCAGUUCGAAUCGAUUCAAGAAACAUCCAAAUCGAAAGGGAAGCUGGCAAAGGCAAGCUAUCAAGUUUAUUGUAGAGGGAAACACCAGUGGAAAACACUGAAUCAGGAUGAGAAAUUGGUGAUAUCGGUGUUUUGGGAAGGUUCGAUUUCGCAACCUUCCCUUUCUUAUAUUUCUUAUAUUUCUUAUCCUGAUUCAAUGUUAUCCAGUGGUGUUUUCCCUUCAACAAACUUGGUAGCUUGACUUAGCCAGCUUCUCUUUUGAUUUGGAUGUUUCAUGAUUCUAACUGAGCGAUGAUGGGGGCUGAAACCCAGAGGGACUGGAGAAGUGAACUACCCUUCCCCUCUUGGUAGGGUCCGAAUACUCAAGCGUCACGUGAUCACUUUGUUCCACGCUCUGUCAGCUUCUGUUUUUGUUUGUGAUUGAAGUGUGGUCCCGGUGUCAAAUUCUCCUCUUUUCCUGCCAAGAGGUGUUGAAACUGAGGUUUUGAACAGAUGUGAACAUGGCAAGUAUAUGUUAUGGCAUCAUUCACAGUGGUGAAAAACCUUACAAAUGUGUUCACUGCGAAAAACGUUUUAAAACGGUAGGAGAUCUACAAGGUCACUUUAGAAUUCACAGUGAUGAAAGACCCUACAACUGUACUCAAUGUGACAAAAGUUUUAAUACUAGAAAGAAACUGAAUAAUCAUGUGCGAAUUCACAGUGACGAAAGACCCUUCAAAUGUACUCAGUGUGGAAAAUGCUUUAAGCAACCAGCAGGUUUAUAUGCACACUUAAAGACUCACAAUGGCGAGAAACCCUUCAACUGUACUCAAUGCGACAAAUGCUUUAGUACUGCGGCAAAUUUAAAGCAUCACUUGCAGCGAAUUCACAGUGGCCAGAAACCCUUCAAAUGUACUCAAUGUGACAAAAGCUUUGGUUAUGUGGGAAGUUUGAAUGCUCACGUGCGAAUUCACGGUAGUGAGAGACCCUUCGAAUGUACUCAAUGUGACAAAAGCUUUAUCACGGCGACACAUUUGAAUACUCACAUGCGAAGUCACAGUGGAGAGAAACCCUUCAAAUGUACCCAAUGUGACAAAAGCUUUAGUACUGUGGGAAGUUUGAAUACUCACAUGCGAAUUCACAGUGGUGCAAAACCCUACAAAUGUACUCGAUGUGACAGAUCUUUUAGUCAGGCAGGUAAUUUGCAAUAUCACAUGAUGGUACACAGUGGUGUGAAACCCUUCAAAUGUAAUCAGUGUGACAAGAGCUUUAGAACUGUGGGACAUUUGAAUACUCACGUGCGAAGUCACAGUGUCGAGAAAUCCUUCAAGUGUACUCAGUGUGACAAAAGCUUUAGUACUGUGGGAAGUUUGAAUAGACACCUGCAAAUUCACAGUGGCGAGAAACCCUUCGAGUGUACUCAAUGUGACAGGUGUUUUAAUCAGUCAGGCAAUUUGCAACAGCACAUGAUGGUACACAGUGGUGAGAAGCCCUUCAAAUGUACUCUAUGUGACAACAGCUUUAGGACUUUGGAGAAUUUGAAUACUCACGUUCGAUUUCAGAGUUGUGAGAAACCCUUCAAAUGUACUCAGUGUGAGAAAAGCUUUAGUACUGUGGGAAGUUUGAAUAGACACCUGAAAAUUCACAGUGGCUUGAAACCCUUCAAAUGUGCUCAAUGUGACAGAUGUUUUAGGCAGUCAGGCCAUUUGCAACGUCACAUGAUGAUACACAGUGGAGAGAAACCCUUCAAAUGUACUCAAUGUGACAAAAGCUUUAGAAGGCCGGCACAUUUGAAUGCUCACGUUCGCAUUCACAGUGGUGUGAAACCCUUCGAAUGUUCUCAAUGCGACAAAAGCUUUAGGACUUUGGGGAAUCUUAAUUCUCACGUUCGGUUUCACAGUAGCCUGCGAACACCCUCCCGAUGUGUCCAGUGCAAAAAACAUUUUGAAACGGCAGGAGAUCUGCAAGGUCACCAUAGAAUUCACAAUGAUGAAAGACCUUACAAAUGUACUCAAUGUGACAAAAGCUUUAGUACCUUGGGAUGUUUGAAUACUCACAUGCAAAUUCACAGUGGUGGGAGACCCUUGAAGUGUACCCAAUGUGACAGGUGCUUUAGUCAUUCAGGGAGUUUAAGACGUCGCAUGAUGAUGCACAGUGGUGACAAACCCUUCAAAUGUACUUAAUGAAAGCUUUAGAACUGCAUGGAAUUUGAGUACUGACAUGGGGAUUCACAGUUGCAAGAAACCCUUCAAAUGUACCUGGUGUGAAAGGGGUUCGUGAAUUCUAAAUGGAAGCCUCUUGUAUUGCAAUAAGUCAUUUCACAGUGUUUUGCCUGGUUAGCCAAUGUAGCAAAGGCUUUAAAGAUGCCAGUGGAUUGAAGAGACACAUGUGUUAGGAGCUUUUCUUAGAAGAUCGGGAGAAAUUCACCUGCUGGAUGUGAAGUGAUGUUUCUCACUACUGUUGUGGAAUUCUUUAUCAUAUGUACAAACAUGGUAUUAAGGAUUCUCAGCUUGAAAAGAAACAAUUCAGGUUUGAAGUGAAGUGUGUCUGACAAAACAAGAGCCUAGUUUAUAUGAAGAACAUGUACUUUAGAGGUAAAUAUUACAUGAAGGUUAAGUUUUUUUAAUCACAGGAAAUGUGUCAAACUUUUUCAGCUUAGUGAAAACUUGACCAACACAAAGUACACUACUAAGUGAAUGAGCCUGUUAAGAGCCAGUGGGGGGUUCGCUUAUAAAAAAAGGGGGUGCUCGUCAGAAAUUUUAUUGAAGAACCCCUAAGAGGUACCAAGAUCUUGUUUUGUGGGUGCGGCUUGAAUUUUUUACCCCUCAGAGGAACAAUUCAUAGACAACACAUUAACUGACACUUUCAUUCUUUUUGGUAGUGAUAAAGAUGAUUGCUUUGAAUUCCUUCAACUUAUAAAGUUGAUUAUCAAAUAUCUGUCGUACUUUUUUUUGGCUCAGCACUCUAAGAGGUACCGCAAAAGCUCUCACUGUGGACUUUUCGUUGCUUAACACUCUAAAAGGUAGCAAAAUUGCUUUUUUAAACCACUAAAAGUUAUGACUAGCACCCUGUCCUUUUUACUCGGGAGUUCCUCCCCUGGAGUGAGAAGGGGGUGGGGCACCCCUAUACAGAUAGCUGUAUAGGGGUGAGACAAGACAAGACUGAAAGUUAGUAUGGGUAAAAGUAGAGACUUUGCUGUAUGUGCUGAACACUCAUUGGAUUCAACAUGACAAACAUUUUCUUUUCUUUCAGACCUGUGGAAACAAAGUUUUUUUGCCACCCCGAAUGUAAGAGGAAAUUUCAGUUAAAAGUCAUGUAACAGUGAAAGAAAAGCCUCUUGACUAUGAGAGAAAAAUCUAAUGUAUAUUUCCUUGCCAAUACUCCACAUG
Messenger RNA from Orbicella faveolata, 3513 nucleotides. RefSeq lists its product as uncharacterized. NCBI's taxonomy places the organism in Eukaryota, Metazoa, Cnidaria, Anthozoa, Scleractinia, Merulinidae. The record is from RefSeq and is a predicted model, not a curated record. Gene Ontology annotation, biological process: regulation of DNA-templated transcription. Gene Ontology annotation, molecular function: DNA-binding transcription factor activity, RNA polymerase II-specific; RNA polymerase II cis-regulatory region sequence-specific DNA binding.